CUUUUCUCGCCUCGCCGUGGACGCCGUGAAAUUUCUUGAGGCUCGUAUGCGAAAGUUAUUUUUGUGAAAAUUAAUGAAGUGUUUACGGUAGUGUCUAUUUAAUUUAUCAAAUCAAAGUUAUUUGUAGUUUGUGUAGAGGCAGCUUUAACUUUAGUUCUUCAGUGAUAUUUAUUACUUAUCGUUAAAGUGCUAGUGAUAUUUUGUGUACGAGCAUAUCAGCUUUCUGCCGAAAGUAAUAAUUGGGAACUAUCUUUGGCGAAGUGAUUGUGGCGCGGUGAGGUCCACUGGGUCGCCAUGACGACCGACAUCUCAGUGUCCCGCUGGGACCCCACCAUCGGCAGAACCUCGGGCCAGGAGAUCAUCGAUGAGAUCGAGUAUGACGGCGGCAACUCCUCGUCGAGGCUAUUCGAACGAUCGCGCAUCAAGGCGCUUGCAGACGAACGACAGAGCGUUCAGAAGAAGACGUUCCAGAAAUGGGUGAAUUCUCACCUGGUGCGAGUGGGGUGCCGCAUCAGCGACCUCUACGUGGACAUGCGCGACGGCAAGAUGCUCAUCAAACUGCUCGAGGUGCUGUCCGGAGAGAGACUGCCACGACCUACGAAGGGCAAGAUGCGAAUCCAUUGCCUGGAGAAUGUUGACAAAGCUCUUCAGUUCCUGAGGGAGCAGAGAGUGCACUUGGAGAACAUGGGAUCCCACGACAUCGUUGACGGAAAUCCGAGGCUCAACCUCGGUCUCAUUUGGACUAUCAUCUUGCGGUUCCAGAUUCAAGACAUCACAAUCGAGGAGACAGAUAACAAGGAGACGAAAUCAGCGAAGGACGCUCUCCUCCUGUGGUGUCAGAUGAAGACUGCCGGGUACAACAACGUGAACGUGCGAAACUUCACCACCUCGUGGCGCGACGGUCUCGCGUUCAACGCCAUCAUUCACAAGCACAGACCCGACCUGAUACAGUUUGAGAAGCUUCACCGGAACAAUCCGAUGCACAACCUCAAUAAUGCCUUCAAUGUUGCCGAGGACAAACUUGGCCUCACCAAACUCUUGGAUGCUGAAGAUAUCGCUGUUGAGCAUCCCGAUGAGAAAUCCAUCAUAACUUAUGUGGUGACCUACUACCACUACUUCAGUAAGAUGAAGCAGGAGACAGUGCAGGGCAAGAGGAUCGGCAAGGUGGUUGGCAUCGCGAUGGAGAACGACAAGAUGAUGCAGGAAUACGAAUCGCUGACUAGUGACCUGCUGCAAUGGAUCGAGCGGACGAUCGAAGCACUAGGAGAUAGAACAUUCGCCAACUCAUUAGAGGGAGUGAGACAGCAGCUGAUCCAGUUCGCUAACUACCGGACCGUCGAAAAACCACCCAAGUUCGUGGAGAAAGGUAACCUGGAGGUCCUGCUGUUCACACUGCAGUCCCGCAUGCGCGCCGCCAACCAGAAGCCGUACACGCCGCGCGAGGGUCGCAUGAUCCACGACAUCAACCGCGCCUGGGAGCGACUCGAGAAGGCCGAGCACGAGCGGGAGCUGGCGCUGCGCGAGGAGCUCAUCCGCCAGGAGAAGCUGGAGCAGCUGGCAGCCAGAUUCAACCGCAAAGCCCAAAUGCGUGAGACUUGGCUAUCGGAGAACCAGAGGCUGGUCAGCCAGGACAACUUCGGGUUCGACCUGGCCGCUGUGGAGGCUGCUGCCAAGAAGCACGAGGCCAUCGAGACUGACAUCUUCGCUUAUGAGGAGCGCGUGCAGGCCGUGGUUGCUGUGUGCGGGGAGCUCCAAGCUGAAAGGUAUCACGACAUGGAGCGUGUGUGUGCGCGACGUGAUAACGUUCUGCGGCUGUGGGCCUACCUGCUGGAACUACUGCGAGCUCGUCGCGCUCGCCUCGAGCUCAGCCUGCAGCUGCAGCAGAACUUCCAGGAGAUGCUGUACAUUCUGGACUCGAUGGAGGAGAUAAAGAUGCGUCUGUUGACGGACGACUACGGCAAACACUUGAUGGGUGUAGAGGAUCUGCUGCAGAAGCACGCGCUGCUCGAGGCUGACAUCAACGUGCUCGGGGAGAGAGUGAAGGUGGUGGUGGGCCAGUCGCAGCGGUUCCUGGAGCAGGAGGAGGGCGGCUACCGACCCUGCGACCCCGCCAUCACCGUCGAGAGGAUCCAGCAGCUCGAGAACGCGUACGCCGAGCUGGUGCACCUGGCCGUGGAGCGCAGGAAGCGACUGGAAGACAGCCGAAAAUUGUGGCAAUUCUACUGGGAUAUGGCUGACGAAGAGAACUGGAUCAAGGAGAAGGAACAGAUUGUCUCCGUCGAUGACAUUGGACAUGAUCUCACAACUGUGUACCUGCUGAUAUCGAAGCACAAGGCUCUGGAGGCCGACGUCCACGCUCACGAGCCGCAGCUGAUGAGCGUCGCGGCCGUGGGCGACGAGCUCGUGUCGCAGGGACACUUCGGAGCUGACCGCAUACAGGAGCGGCUGCGUGACAUCCUGUCCCAAUGGAACCACCUGCUGGACGUGGUGUCGCUGCGCAAGGUGCGCCUGGAUGCAGCUGUUCGCUAUCACCAGCUGUUCGCCGACGCCGACGACAUCGACAACUGGAUGCUCGACACGCUCAGAUUGGUAUCGUCAGAGGAUACCGGGGUGGACGAGGCACAAGUGCAGAGCCUGCUGAAGAAGCACAAGGAUGUCACCGACGAGCUCAAACACUACGCGAACGUUAUACAGCAACUCAAACAACAGGCGAGCGAGUUGUCCCCCGAGGACGCCAGCAGCCCGGAGGUGCGCGAGCGGCUGGGCGCCAUGGACGCGCGCCUCAACGACCUGUCGGAGCUGGCGCGGCUCCGCAAGCAGCGCCUGCUGGACGCGCUGUCGCUGCACAAGCUGCUGGGCGAGGCCGACGCGGCCGACCAGUGGAUCGCGGAGAAGGACCGCAUGCUGGACACCAUGCACCCGCCCAAGGACAUCGACGACGUCGAGAUUAUGAAGCACAGAUACGACGGAUUCGACAAAGAGAUGAACGCCAACGCGUCGAGAGUUGCCGUGGUCAACCAGCUGGCGCGGCAGCUUAUCCACGUGGAGCACCCCGAGGCACCACGCAUCCAGGAGCGACAGACCAAGCUCAACCAGGCCUGGAGCGAGCUCCGGGAGAAGGCCGAAGCUAAGAAGGACGAGCUGAAGUCUGCUCAGGGCGUGCAGACGUUCUACAUCGAGUGCGGCGAGACCGUGUCCUGGAUCGAGGACAAGAAGAGAAUCCUGCAGCAGACAGACAACUUGGAGAUGGAUCUCAACGGUGUGAUGACCCUACAGCGGCGCCUGUCGGGCAUGGAGCGAGACCUGGCCGCGAUCCAGGCGCGCAUCACCUCUCUGGAGGACGAGGCUUCCGCCAUCGAGGGAGACCAUCCCGACGAGGCCAGGCUCAUCCGCGACCGCAUCGAGACCAUCUCGGGCAACUGGGAGCAACUCACGCAGAUGCUGAAAGAGCGCGAUGCCAAGUUGGAAGAAGCUGGUGAUCUGCACCGGUUCCUGCGCUCCGUGGACCACUUCCAGACCUGGCUCACUAAGACUCAGACUGACGUUGCAUCCGAAGAUAUUCCUUCGAGCUUGCCGGAAGCGGAGAAGCUCCUAUCUCAGCACCAGACGAUCAAGGAAGAAAUCGACAACUACAAGGACGAGUACGCGAAGAUGAUGGAGUAUGGACAGAAGAUCACGGCUGAGCCAUCAACCGCAGAUGAUCCUCAAUACAUGUUCCUCCGCGAGCGCCUGAAGGCGUUGGGUGAGGGCUGGGCAGAGCUGCAGCAGAUGUGGGAGAACCGGCAACACCUGCUCGCACAGUCGCUGGAGCUGCAGCUGCUGCAGAGAGACGCGCGCCAGGCUGAGGUUCUUCUGGCGCACCAGGAGCACAGAUUGGCAAAGACCGAGCCACCUACAAAUCUGGAACAAGCUGAGAACACGAUAAAAGAGCACGAGGCAUUCCUCACUACCAUGGAAGCUAACGACGACAAGAUCAACUCUGUGGUGCAAUUCGCGAACCGACUCGUCGAGGAACGGCACUUCGAUGCCGACAAGAUACAGCGCAAGGCUGAGAGCAUCCGAGCUAGGCGCGACUCCAACAGGGAGAAGGCGCUUCAGCAACUUGAAAAACUUCAAGACCAAUUACAACUCCACCAGUUCCUCCAAGACUGCGAUGAGCUCGCCGAAUGGGUUCAAGAGAAGAAUGUCACAGCUCAAGACGAUACGUACCGCUCAGCGAAGACUAUCCAUUCUAAAUGGACGCGCCAUCAAGCGUUUGAAGCGGAAAUAGCUGCAAACAAAGAACGCUUAUAUGCCGUCCAGAAUGCGGCUGAGGAACUGAUGAAACAGAAACCGGAGUUCGUCGAGAUCAUAUCUCCGAAAAUGCAAGAACUUCAAGAUCAAUUCGAGAAUCUCCAAACGACAACAAAAGACAAGGGAGAGCGACUUUUCGAUGCAAACCGCGAGGUGCUAUUACACCAGACAUGCGACGACAUCGACUCGUGGAUGAACGAGCUCGAGAAACAGAUCGAAAACACAGACACAGGAACUGACCUCGCCUCUGUUAACAUUCUAAUGCAGAAACAACAGAUGAUUGAGACUCAGAUGGCAGUCAAGGCUAAGCAAGUGACAGAACUAGAGACCCAAGCGGAGUACUUGCAGAAGACUGUCCCAGAUAAGAUGGAAGAGAUUAAGGAAAAGAAGAAGUCUGUAGAACAACGUUUCGAGCAACUCAAAGCGCCAUUGCUGGAUCGUCAAAACCAGCUCGCUAAGAAGAAGGAAGCCUUCCAAUUCCGUCGCGACGUUGAAGACGAAAAACUAUGGAUACACGAGAAGAUGCCGGUAGCUACCAGCACUGAUUAUGGUAAUUCCUUGUUCAACGUGCAAAUGCUUCAGAAGAAGAACCAGUCCCUGAGGACAGAAACAGAUAACCAUGAGCCAAGGAUACUGACAGUAAUCUCGAAUGGACAGAAGCUGAUUGACGAAGGACAUGAAGACACGCCCGAGUUUAAGAAGCUUAUCGACGAGCUAUCUGCGAGGUGGCGAGAACUUAAAGACGCUAUCGAACAACGAAAAGAAAAUCUGUCACAAUGGGAGAAGGCUCACCAAUACCUAUUCGACGCCAACGAGGCGGAGGCCUGGAUGAGCGAGCAGGAGCUGUACAUGAUGGUUGAAGACCGCGGCAAGGACGAGAUCUCCGCACAGAACCUCAUCAAGAAACACGAGAUUCUGGAGCAGGCAGUGGACGAUUACGCCAACACUAUCCGCCAGCUUGGCGAAACUGUGCGCCAGUUGACCAGCGAGGAACAUCCACUCAGUGAGCAGAUAUCUGUGAAGCAGUCUCAAGUAGACAAGUUGUACGCUGGCCUGAAGGACCUGGCGGGAGAGCGGCGCGGCAAGCUGGACGAGGCGCUGCGGCUGUUCCAGCUGUCGCGCGAGGUGGAUGACCUGGAGCAGUGGAUCACGGAGCGGGAGCUGGUGGCCAGCUCGCAGGAGCUCGGACAGGACUACGAGCACGUCACGUUGCUGUGGGAGAGAUUCAAGGAGUUUGCACGUGAAACCCAAGCCGUGGGCUCGGAGCGAGUGGCGACUGCGGAACGUAUCGCCGAUCAGAUGAUAGCCAUGGGACAUUCCGACAACGCAACUAUCGCACAGUGGAAGGAGGGGCUCAAGGAGACGUGGCAAGACCUGCUCGAGCUCAUUGAUACCAGGACGCAGAUGCUUGCGGCAUCGCGCGAGCUACACAAGUACUUCCACGACUGCAAAGACACGCUGCAGCGCGUCAACGAGAAGGCACGUGGCGUGAGCGAUGAGCUCGGCCGCGACGCGCUCUCCGUGUCCGCGCUGCAGAGGAAACACCACAACUUCAUGCAGGACCUCUCCACUCUGCACACUCAGGUGGAGGCCAUUAAGUCGGAGUGCGCGCGGCUGGGCGCGUCGUACGCGGGCGAGAAGGCGGCGGAGAUCAGCCGGCGGGCGGGCGAGGUGGCGGCGGCGUGGGACGCGCUGCAGGCCGCCUGCGCCGCGCGCCGGGACAAGCUGGACCACGCCGACCAGCUGUACCGCUUCCUGGCGCAGGUGCGCACGCUGCUGCGGUGGAUGGACGACCUGGUGCGCUCCAUGAACACCGGCGAGAAGCCCAGGGAUGUCAGUGGUGUGGAGCUGCUAAUGAACAACCACCAGAGUCUGAAGGCGGAGAUCGAAGCCCGCGAAGAAAACUUCACAUCCUGUAUCGCUCUUGGCCGAGAGCUGCUGGCCAGACAGCAUUACGCGUCCGCGGACAUCCGGGACAAGCUGCACGCGCUCACUGAGCAGAGGAAUGCGCUGCUUCGUCGCUGGGAGGAACGGUGGGAGAACCUGCAGCUCAUCCUGGAGGUGUACCAGUUCGCUCGCGACGCGGCCGUGGCGGAGGCCUGGCUGAUCGCACAGGAGCCCUACCUCAUGUGUCAGGAGCUGGGCCACACCAUCGAUGAGGUGGAAAGCCUCAUCAAGAAGCACGAGGCCUUCGAAAAAUCGGCCGCUGCACAAGAAGACCGGUUCAGCGCGCUCACGCGACUUACCACCUUCGAAGUCAAGGAGAUGAAGCGUCGUCAAGAAGCGGCCGAGGCUGCGGAACGUGAGCGCCGCGAGCGGGAGGAGGCUGAGGCAGCGGCGGCGGCCGCACAGGACGCCGUCGACCGCGCCGCCUCGCCCGAGCCGCCGCAACCUGAGGCGAGUAGCAAGUCCGCCCCGCCUCCUGAACCCGCUCCCUCGGACAAUACCCGGAUCGUUCCCGAUACUCCGCCGCCGACAAGUCCUUCGACGUCGAAACAGACGCCCGCUAAACCUGCACGUGCAUCCAUGGCCGGCACGAGCUCGAGUCCCGCGACACCGUCCAGCUCCGGUAAGGUGAAGUCGCGGUCGAGGAGCAAGUCACCGUUCCGCAGUUUCCGAUGGCGCACUGCGAAGAAGCUGCUCAGCGGAACUCAUCACAGCGACGACGAAGAGGGCGCUAGUCCGGGCAGCGAGGAUGAAGGUGUGGAGGGAAUGUUGGUGCGGAAACAUGAGUGGGAAUCUGCAGCCAAGCGUGCCUCCAACAGAUCAUGGGACAAGGUGUUCGUAGUAGCGAAGGACGGGCGCAUGUCCUUCUACAAGGAUGCGAAGGCUUACAAGUCUGCGCCUGACCAACACUGGCGGGGCGAAGCGCCCUUGGACCUCAACGGAGCAGUCGUGGAGCAGGCCACCAACUACACUAAGAAGAAGCACGUUUUCCGACUUAGGCUGUCCAGCGGCGCCGAGUUCCUGCUGCAGGCGCCCGAGGAGGCGGAGAUGUCGUGGUGGGUGGAGUCUCUCCGCGCCCGCACGGCCGCGCCCGCGCCGCGCUCUCACACGCUGCCCGCGCCCGCGCCGCAUGAGCCCAAGCGGCGCUCCUUCUUCACGCUCAAGAAGAACUAAACAGCGCAGUAGCGGGGCUAGCCACACACACCACUCGUCCCCCGUACUGAGUGCGUCGUGUGCGGUGUGUCCGCCCGCACGCACGACGUGUACGCAACCCGGGACGACGACAUUUCUCUCCGCGCUUGCUGCAGCAAGCUUCUCCCGUGAGGAACAACAGCGGGCCCCGUCUACAUUUACUCAUUAACGUUUGCGUACAAAUACAGCAUUGUUUAAGACUGUUAUGUUCGAGUGUUUGGAUUCGCCUUCGUUUGAUAUUUAUUGUACGGUUAUAGCUGAUGUAUGAACCCACCCCUUAAUAAUUGUUGUGAAUUUUAAUAUUUGACAAAAUUUUAGAUAUUCCUAAAUGCGACGCUAUUUAUUCGUAGACGACUGUUUAUUCAGAUGAGAAAUAUAUUUAAAUUUAUUUAUAUGUAUAUCUAUAUAUUACGGAUAGAAUAUACUUUUGAACUAACUAACUAGAAAUGUUUGUCGUUCGAUUAAAUUUAAUGCUGAAUGUUUUAUCGAUAAAUGAACAAUUUUAAUUAUAUCUGUUGACACUAUUGAUUUCUGCAUUUCAUUAGAAUGGAAUGCUUGAGCAUUUAACAGUAAUCGUACCCCAGUGAAUAUUUUAAUUAUUUGACCGUUUGAUGUUCGAUCAAACAACAAUUAUUUAAUAUUAAGCCGCGUAAAGGCGUUAGGUUUAAUUUGAAAUAAUAAAGUGUCUUCUUAGGAUAGUCCGGCGCCGGUCACUGUUGGUAUUUCACUUAUAAAUUUAUAUCAAUUUCAUAAUAGAGUAUUGUAAUUCGAUUAGAGUUAGGUCUUGUGGACGACGCCGGGGUAUCAACUUAUAUUAUGUACUUGUAAGUACGCUUCGCCUUAGUGCUUCUACGUAUUAUUUAACUGCCAUUAUUAAUUUCACAAAUUGUUAUAUUUUCUAAUACGUACUGUCACUUAUAUAUAUUACGACCUCACAUUUUUAGUUCGUUCUAAGUAUGACUAUUGUAUAGAAUAAACGCGUGUGUGUGUGCGCCAGCUUACGUCACGCAAUGUACACUCCGCCAUUACCUAUGUUUAAAUAUUUUAUUUUUAAAUUUUACUUUUUUGAGGAUAUAAUAAUAUAAUAAAUGAUGUUUUCAAAUA
Leptidea sinapis is the source of this 8535-nucleotide messenger RNA. It is a transcript of the gene beta-Spec, whose product is annotated as spectrin beta chain. Gene Ontology annotation, biological process: neuron development; actin cytoskeleton organization. The record is from RefSeq and is a predicted model, not a curated record. The transcript is spliced from 38 exons. NCBI's taxonomy places the organism in Eukaryota, Metazoa, Arthropoda, Insecta, Lepidoptera, Pieridae. Gene Ontology annotation, cellular component: plasma membrane; cell junction; cortical actin cytoskeleton. The coding region runs from base 295 to 7413 and encodes 2372 amino acids. Gene Ontology annotation, molecular function: actin filament binding; structural constituent of cytoskeleton; phospholipid binding.